Messenger RNA from Octopus bimaculoides (California two-spot octopus), 429 nucleotides. Its product is annotated as small ribosomal subunit protein eS27-like. The record is from RefSeq and is a predicted model, not a curated record. Gene Ontology annotation, molecular function: structural constituent of ribosome. Gene Ontology annotation, cellular component: ribosome. Gene Ontology annotation, biological process: translation. NCBI's taxonomy places the organism in Eukaryota, Metazoa, Mollusca, Cephalopoda, Octopoda, Octopodidae.
UGUGACAGCGUUUGAAUACGACAAUACGGCUUAGAAUAUGUCUGUGACUAUGACUAUAUAAUGUAAACCUGCCUCCGCUUCUUCCUUUUUGCAUCGUUUGACAGAGCAGAAUGCCGCUCGCUAAAGAUUUAUUGCAUCCUUCCUUAGAAAAGGAACGAAGGAAAUGUAAGCUAAAAAGACUUGUACAGUCUCCAAACAGUUACUUUAUGGAUGUCAAAUGCCCAGGCUGUUAUAAAAUCACCACAGUAUUCAGUCAUGCUCAAACUGUUGUUUUAUGUGUUGGAUGUUCAACUGUAUUAUGUCAGCCCACAGGAGGCAAAGCCAGACUUACAGAAGGAUGUUCAUUCAGAAGAAAACAGUAUUAAACUAAUGGAGUGACUUGAACCUGUUUCUGUGGUUUAAAGUGAAAUAAAGAUUUCAAAUGCUGUA